Ruditapes philippinarum (Manila clam) is the source of this 1063-nucleotide messenger RNA. RefSeq lists its product as uncharacterized. Lineage: Eukaryota; Metazoa; Mollusca; Bivalvia; Venerida; Veneridae. The coding region runs from base 314 to 853 and encodes 179 amino acids. The transcript is spliced from 3 exons. The record is from RefSeq and is a predicted model, not a curated record.
GCGUAAAUCGUUUGUAUCUUAUAUCGCAAAAGUGAAAAUUUUAUCUUUUAACACAAUCAAUAGUUUCACGUUGUUUAAAAAUGAUUGCAUUACAUCAUAAAACAUCGUUUCUACCAUUUCUCAAAACAAAGAAAGUGAAAGUUGCGAACCUAUUUCUAAAAGCAAAAGUAGGAUGAUUUGCUUUCGAUUUCAAAGUAGCAGUUUUUAACAGCAAAAUGAGAAUAACAUAUGUUGAUCUGGUUGGACCUUAACAUUAGUUGUAACAUUGUAAGACACUUCGAAUAUAAACCGGUUUGAGUGAGCAGAACAAGUCAUGUGGGAAUCAAUGCCUGAAGGAAAGAGACACGCUGAUGAUGUUGUUACAGAUAACACCAAUAAAAGACUACGAUUAGAAAAUGCUGAUACCGAAUUAGCAGGUGAACAUCAGAAUAAAGGAUCUACAUCUAUUCGGCCCAGAGACCUCAAAAUUGGAAGCUGCAUAUACAGUUUAAGUACCAAAUCAUAUGGAACAAUUGGACCUAUUUUAAAAAUUAAAGAAACUGGGGAAUUAUGUUUCCUUACAGUAAGACACAUUUUUGGUCCAUUUAAAUCUCCUGAAAAGUUCAUAGGUACAAAAGUGUACCUUAAAACGUCUGUAUCUGAUGAAAAGGAUGUGAAGCAUUGUGGUGAAGUGAUUGCAGCAGAGUAUGAUGAAAGUCUAGAUGUCACUCUUGUAAAGAUAUCUGACGAGUGUUUACCGUCUAAAAUACAGUUGAUACAAGUAGUCGACGAACAUUUAACAAAAUGCGGUACGCUUAUUUUUUAUUUUGUGCAUAAUUACUACCAUAUACAAUUACUACUUGUUUACAGUUAAAAAUAUUCUUGUUUUUCUGACCCAGUUGUUAAAAUCAUGAAGUCAGAUCUUAAUAUGCAUUUGGCAAAUAUAAUGUAAAGGCGUCAGUUAUUGAUAUCCAUGCAGAAAUUAUUGCUAAUCCUUUGUUUAUGAAAUUAUUGAUUUUCGUUAUCUUAAAAAACUCUUUUUCAAAGCGUAUAUCUAAGAUAUAUAAAUAAAAUUUGUUUAUAA